Poecilia latipinna (sailfin molly) is the source of this 2263-nucleotide messenger RNA. RefSeq names its product progestin and adipoQ receptor family member IIIa (gene paqr3a). NCBI's taxonomy places the organism in Eukaryota, Metazoa, Chordata, Actinopteri, Cyprinodontiformes, Poeciliidae. The record is from RefSeq and is a predicted model, not a curated record. Gene Ontology annotation, molecular function: signaling receptor activity. Bases 60 to 455 code for a protein of 131 amino acids. The transcript is spliced from 4 exons. Gene Ontology annotation, cellular component: membrane.
GGUCUCUGUGGUGUUGGUUCCAGUACUGGCGGCAGGUUUACCUGGUGACGGUUCUGGCCAUGAUCCUGGCCGUCUUCUUCGCCCAGAUCCAUCCUCUCUACCUCAGUAAGCAGUGGAAGCAGCUGCGCUCGCUCAUCUUCUGCUCCGUGGCCGGAUACGGCCUCAUCCCGACGCUCCACUGGAUCUGGAUCACCGGGGGAUUCUCCUCUCAGCUCGUCCAGGCUUUUGUUCCACGGAUUCUUGGGAUGUACUUCAUCGCGGCGUUGGCGCUUAUUUUCUAUGUUUCUAGGGUUCCAGAGCGAUAUUUCCCAGGUCAGCUGAACUACCUGGGCUCCAGCCACCAGGUGUGGCACCUGCUGCUGGUUCUGAUGUUCUACUGGUGGCACCAGUCGUCGGGUUUCAUCAUGGCGUACAGACACAGUCAGCCGUGUCCCGCCGCUCCUCAGCACACUUAGUUCACAGCGCGACACGCCGAGUUCCUGAACGAAUGACCUUUGACCCGAUGGCUUUUACCUGUGAUUUGGAGCAGGAUGAUCAGCGGCGCUGCAGCACAGGAAGCGAGGUGACAUGAACGCAUCACCACCAACAGGAACAAAUUAACAGGAAGCUCCUGGUUCUCCAAGUGCCUGUAAAUGAUGUAGCAUCAAAUGUUUCUGGAUGGGGAAACUUAAAACUGCAGAUUUUUUGAUGUUUUUAACAAUAUCAAGAAGCAAAAAGUGAGCAUGUUAAAGCAAUUAAAACCCCAAAGACUUGUUGUUCAGCAGCUUCUUUCAGAACUGUUGUUAAUCAGAUUUUUAUGUUUUAUUUGGGAAUCAGUCAAUGUUCUUAAACUCAUUUUAGCAGGGCGUAACGAGCAGCUCUGCCUCUAGAGGUCACUAGUGAGACACAACAGUGAUUUAAGUGGCAGUAUUAAAACUACAUUCUCUGUCCUUUUAUAUUCAUUGCUACAAUUCUGUAUUUGGUUCAUAUGUGAGGAUGUUUUAGGAGUGGACAAGAGAGAAAAAAAAUCAGUGUUUUCAGAUGUAAUACUGUAAAAUAUGAUAUUCUAGCUCCCUUAGGGUGAUGUGCAAUGUUUUACUGUUUUAGUAUUUUAAAUGACUUCAUUCCAAAAUCCAGCACCUACAUGUUAAACCAGCUUUUAUGUACAUUACAUGAAUGUUUUAUCUCUUAAAAACAUUUGAUUAUAUUUAGACUUCAAAUUUGACCUCAGCAAAAAUAUAAAAACACUAUAUUAGUCUAAUUAUAAAUCAGUUCUUAGCCUUAAAAUAAACCAUCAGAUCUUCAGAGGCUUACAAACGGCUGUUUUUAGGGUUUUCUGCAAUGGCAGAAGAGUGCAAACGCACAAGACAUUGGCUGUUACACAUACAAUAGAAGCAAAAACCUUUAAAUCCACUAAAUAAAUGCAAACGAAAACUGUUCCAACUACAGGAAAUGGAAACAAAAUGGGAAAACUCAUUAAAAAAAGCUGUAAACUUUCUCCAUAAAAACAAAAGUGCUCCAGACCACUAGGUGGAGUAUGGAGUAGGUGAUUUUUACCUACAUAAACCCUGAUGUUCAAUAAUAUUGCAAAAGACUGCAUUUUUCAAAAAGUGUAGCACACCUUUUCUUUUCUGCACAUCCCGACUUUACUCUGCAUUUGGUCCAAGACCAUUUGUUCGUCUCCCCCUAGUGGUCCGGGGGACUUCAGUUUUGUAACACAAGUUUGCAGUAUUUACGUUUGCACCAUUAUAGUUUCACAUAAACAGAAACAUUAUCGGUUUAGUGAUUAUAACGAAAACCUUUGGCGAUGGAGGCGGGACAAGAUGUUUGGUGUCUAUAUUUACGUCUUCAGACAUUUAUCUGCACUGCAUUUUCUACAAUUUACCCUGAGCUUUAAAGAAAUGGGAAUCUCACUCAAAUUUGGAGGAAGAGGUUAAUUACUUGAAGCGCUAAAAAGGAGAAUAAGUCACUACACUCCUUAUUCAUGCAGCUUUUUUAGCAAAUAUUUUCCCUUACAAUUUUAAAAGUCUUAGUGAUUUAAUAGCGAUUAAGUUAAAUGGCAGCAGACUCAUUUUGGAAUGACAUUUGAUACUGUUUUUAAAUUAUUAAUGGACUUAAACUGUACUGUUUGUACAUUUGUCUUUUAUAUCUGCAACUUGUAAAUAAGACUUCUUUUUUCCCACUUUGGUUAUUAAAAGAGAAGCUGUGUAGCUACGUUUGUUUUUAAGGCUGUUUAAUACAAUACGCUUCACGUUUGUCUAAUAAACUGUUCAAUAAAAUCCAA